Teleopsis dalmanni is the source of this 462-nucleotide messenger RNA. Its product is annotated as larval cuticle protein 65Ab1-like. Bases 30 to 332 code for a protein of 100 amino acids. Gene Ontology annotation, molecular function: structural constituent of chitin-based larval cuticle. The record is from RefSeq and is a predicted model, not a curated record. Lineage: Eukaryota; Metazoa; Arthropoda; Insecta; Diptera; Diopsidae. Gene Ontology annotation, cellular component: chitin-based extracellular matrix. The transcript has 2 exons.
CUUGCAGACGAAUAACAUAAAUCAACAAAAUGAAAUUCAUCAUCGUCUUAGCCGCUCUCUUCACUGUCGCUUUGGCGCGUCCAGGUGAUGUUGAAAUCGUAAAAUUGGAAUCUGAUGUGCAACCGGAGUCCUACAAAUACGCCUAUGAGACCAGCGAUGGUACAUCACACAGCGAAGAUGGUACAUUGAAGGAUGCUGGCACUGACCAUGAAGCUAUUGUUGUACACGGUACAUUCUCUUGGGUUGAUAAGGAUGGCCAAAAAUAUACUGUCAAUUACGUAGCUGAUGAAAAUGGUUUCCAACCAGAAGGUGACCACUUGCCAAAGGCUUAAAUAUUUUAGAUUGAUAGUCAUAGUAAUAAAUUUGUCAAAUACUCAUAAAACUAAAUCAUAUGUAAUGUAUAUAAUGUGAAAUGUAUAUAAUUCAAUAAAUAACGAACAUGUCUGUAAAUAUGACACUACA